Molecule: messenger RNA, 1279 nt
Organism: Pristis pectinata (smalltooth sawfish)
Lineage: Eukaryota; Metazoa; Chordata; Chondrichthyes; Rhinopristiformes; Pristidae
Gene: alyref
Product: Aly/REF export factor
Exons: 6
Coding region: 254-1045 (263 amino acids)
Biological process (GO): mRNA export from nucleus
Cellular component (GO): nucleus
Molecular function (GO): mRNA binding
Source: RefSeq, a predicted model, not a curated record
CGUCGGGGCAUCAUGAGGCGGGGGGGUGGCGCCUCUCCCCCUCCCGCUCAGCCGCCCGUCGUCGUGAGGGGAGAGCCGCCAUUACGGAGCCGCGGGACGUUUUCUUCCUUUAAAUGUUUGAGCGAGGAGGGCGGAAAACAACCCCACCCUGAGUAGCCGCCACAUCUUGUGUGAAAUCCAGUCCGGCAGCCGACGUUUAACUCUUUUAUUUGGGGGAAGGCCAGAGGAAAAGAAAAACAAAAAAAGAGGAAAAAUGGGCGACAAACUCGACAUGUCCCUGGACGACAUCAUCAAACUGAACCGGCAGAAAAGUCCGGGCGGCCGCGGCGGAAGGGGCGGCGGAGGCCGCGGCGGGGGAGGCGGCGUGGGCCGCGGAGCGGGGCGAGGCGGCGCGGGUGGCCUCGCCGGUCGUGGAGCGGCGGGAGGCCGAGGCGGCGGCGGAGGGGGCCUGGGUGUAGGCCUCAUGCGCAACAGACAGAGCGCAAUGCGAGGAAGAAACCGACCGGCUCCUUACAGCAGGCCGAAACAACUCCCAGACAAGUGGCAACAUGACCUUUUUGACAGUGGUUUUGGAGCUAGCGGUGGUGUUGAAACUGGUGGAAAGCUCUUGGUGUCGAACUUAGACUUUGGUGUGUCUGAUGCAGAUAUUCAGGAACUUUUUGCUGAGUUUGGAACAUUGAAGAAAGCAGCUGUACAUUAUGAUAGAUCCGGUCGCAGUUUGGGGACGGCAGAUGUACACUUUGAACGAAAGGCAGAUGCUUUGAAAGCCAUGAAGCAGUAUAACGGAGUUCCCUUAGAUGGACGACCGAUGAACAUUCAACUGGUUACCUCUCAAAUUGAUGCCCAAAGAAGACCUGUUGUUGGAGGAAACAGAGCCAUAAGCCGAACUCGUGGUAAUGCAUUCGGGGGUGGAAAUCGACGGUCCAGAGGAGGCAAUAGAGGUGGAAGAGGUGGUAGAGGUGGAAGAAAUUCAAGGCAGCAACUUUCAGCAGAAGAGCUGGAUGCCCAGUUGGAUGCUUAUAAUGCUAGGAUGGAUACAAGUUAAGCGAUAUUGGAAUUGACUUGGCAAUUGACAUUUUUUUCCUUGUGGGAGGGAUGCGAACAAUGUAGUCUAGUAACUCCAUGGAAUAGGUUUUUAAAUCUAUGUAACUUUUUAAGUCACGGUCCUGUUUUGUACUGAAUGUUUUCAUUUUGGGAUAUGUUUUAUUGGUUGCAUGUUUUCAUGGGAGGAUGGACUUGCCCCACCAGACCAUGAAAUAAAUUCGCACUGUUAACUGAA